This is a messenger RNA of Plenodomus lingam JN3, 162 nucleotides long. RefSeq lists its product as uncharacterized. Lineage: Eukaryota; Fungi; Ascomycota; Dothideomycetes; Pleosporales; Leptosphaeriaceae. The record is from RefSeq and is a predicted model, not a curated record.
AUGGACCGGACGUGCAAUCUCGGCCGUUCUUCGAGCUUUGUCCCCACUUUGCGCGGCUGCUUACUCUGGGGUGGCGCAACCGCGAACCGCGACGUGCGAUACGAGGACAUUACCAUAGACGCGGAUAUCCAACCAUCGAACCCUGAAAUGUUGCAUAGUUGA